Molecule: messenger RNA, 1455 nt
Organism: Acytostelium subglobosum LB1
Lineage: Eukaryota; Evosea; Eumycetozoa; Acytosteliales; Acytosteliaceae
Exons: 3
Source: RefSeq, a predicted model, not a curated record
AUGACGUAUCUUAUUAAAUGUAUACUUCUGAUCAUGACCGUCAUGGCAUCAGUUGCCUUGGCUGGACAAUGUGACGGUCUAGCAGAAGCCGACUGCAGGGGCAAUGGAGCCUGUCAAUUUGUACCGUUCCUCUCAUGUUGUGGAAAGUCCAGCAGCUACUGUGUUGAGAACUGCGACUGCAAGAACGAGUUGAGUUGUGGAAUAGAUGCCAAGGGUGAGAUCUGGGAGUUCUGGACCUCUUGCAAGCCAGGCGUUGGCUUCCUGCCCUAUGCUACACCAAACGGAACCUGUGACUCACUGAGAUGCCAGGCCGAUGAGACCUGCGAGUGGGUCCCAUCAUCCCCAUGCUACGGAACCUCAUGUUGUCCAAGAAUUCCAAAGUGUGUUAAGUCCACAACUUCCACAUCUGGCACUACUACUACUACCACCACUUCUACCUCUGGUACCUCUGGUGGCAACAUCUGUGACAUGAUCAUUUGCCCAAUCGGUCAGGUGUGCAGACUCCUGUCUGACGGCUCAGCCAAGUGUGUCCAGGCCCCACCAACCCCAGACCCAUGCUGCAUUGGCAUUACCUGCCCAACCGGCUACAUCUGCAAGGAGGCCAACGGUGCCCCAACCUGCGUCAAGUCGGAGAUUGACUGCUGCACUGAUGUCACCUGCCCAGCCAACUUUGUCUGCAUGGAGCAGAACGGCCAGCCAACCUGUGUCCCAACCGCCCCAACCUGUGACACCACCCAGUGUGCCCCAGGCUUCGACUGCAAGAUGAUCGCCAACAUCCCAACCUGUGUCAAGUUUGACUGUGAGGACAUCAACGAUAUUGACUGCUGUUUGGCCGACAAGCGUUGCGCCCUCUCCAAGUCCACCUCGUGCUGCGGCCAACAGGCUCAGCUCUGUGUCAACAGAGACGACUUGGGCUGCCGCGACUUUGAGUGUGGUACCGAGCUCUACUGCGCCGUCUACGCCUUGACUGGCCAGAUCCACCACUUCAACAACACCUGUGUGCCAAAGAGAGACUGGAUCCAGUACAUCCCACCAAAGGGACCAACUUGCGCUGAGCUCAAGUGUGAUGCCAUCGGCCAGGCUUGCAUCCAGACCCCAACCUCUGACUGCACUGGAGGCCCAUGCUGCCCAACCAUCGCAGCCUGCUACCCAUUCAACUACACUGCCGGCUCGACCAUUGCCACCACCACCGUGUCGACCGCCUCCACCACUGCUUCCACCAUCGCCCACGUCUUCACCACCACGGCCUCGACCACCGCCUCCACCUCGGCUUCCACCUCAGCCUCGACCACCACCACUGGCGGUGACAUGAACUGCAACUGUGCUGCCGACGAGGUCUGCUGCCAGCCAGACAAGAGCCUCGAUGCCACCUGUCUCAAACUCUGCAGCUUCAUUGAUUGCGCUGCCGGCUACCACUGCCUUGUCAACAACGGACAACCAUUCUGUGUAAGCAAU